This is a messenger RNA of Stegastes partitus (bicolor damselfish), 2292 nucleotides long. Its product is annotated as KIAA0319 ortholog. The transcript is spliced from 15 exons. Lineage: Eukaryota; Metazoa; Chordata; Actinopteri; Pomacentridae. The record is from RefSeq and is a predicted model, not a curated record. Gene Ontology annotation, cellular component: plasma membrane; cytoplasmic vesicle. The coding region runs from base 1 to 2292 and encodes 763 amino acids. Gene Ontology annotation, biological process: neuron migration.
AUGUGGGAGAAAACAUUCCUGCUGCUGCUUCACAGCGUGGAAGCUGUCGUGGCGUCUCAGUGCUGGCAGGGUGCGACCUUCUCUGAGGCUGUCGUGUCUCCAGCAGUGGAGAGCAGCGGGAUCCUGCGUGUGCCCGGCGUGGCGUCCUUGCCGCAGUGCGUGGCGGCGUGCUGCGACCUGCUGGGCUACGACCUGGCGUGGCUGUUCGAGGGCCGCUGCUAUGUCCUGAGUUGUCAGCAGAGAGAGAACUGCCGGCCCCGAGAGAGACCUGGCGCCGAUUCCUUCCUUGCCUUCCUGCGCCGGGCAACGCCGCAGACGCUGGUGCUGCAGUCUCUGGUGAGAGGGCAGCCGUACGCCGGCCGCUGGACGCCCCUCUCUCAGUCCUCUGAAGCCCCCGGGGACCUGGACGCCCUGAAGGAUCUUGCCCUCUUUGACCUGCCCCAACAGGGCUUCUCCAACCCCGGGAUGCUUGACGAGGAGUACUCGGAGGAGGGCCAAGAGGAGAGGGCCGGCUCGGAGCUGGAGUCUUUAAAGGGAAGAGACAGAUUCAACCAAUCAGACGUUGAGGACAUUCCAGAGAGGGGACUGACGGAGGGCAGUGUGGCCCAGAUUGGAGCCUCCUCUGAGGGAAACAUGAGUCGAAGAGAUGAGGACAGAACAAGGAGGCCGACUGAUCCUGCUGCUGCAGAGAUAACAGAAUGUCGAUCAUUGACGGAGUCUCCUGGAAACCCUGCAGAGCAAGCGUCACCUACCGUGAAACUCGCUGCCUCAGUUACCCCUGAACCCACUAAAGACAUGCUGAAGUUGCUGCAGUCUGCACCCGAAGCUCCACAGACCACCACCCACCUGCCGGCCUGGACCAUGACCUCUGACCCCCCCACUGCCUCCUCAGCUGCCAGCAUUUACCCUCCGACCAUGACCUCACCAACGGCUGCUGAGUCAGUAUCGGAGGUCGGAGGGUCAAACCGUGGUCCGGUGGCCGUCGUGGGUCCUGACAGGACCCUGUUUCUCCCAGUGAGCAGCGUGUUGCUCAACGGCAGCGGCAGCACCGACGACCGAGGCGUCAGCAGCUACCACUGGGAGGUGGUCAGUGGUCCUCCAGGUCUGAAGCUGGAAGACGUGGAUCAGGCUGUAGCCACGCUGACGGGUGUUCGAGUUGGACGCUACACCUUCAAACUGACGGUGUUUGACCAGGAGGGGGCGACAGACAGUGCCUCGCUGACUGUCAGGGUCCAGGAAGCCACAAGUCUUCCUCCGGUCGCCCACGCCAGCGGCAGCCACACCUUGAUUCUGCCAAACAACAGUCUGGUCCUCCGAGGCUCCGUAACCAACGGAGACCAGAGCAACGUCCACUACAGGUGGACCAGAUACAGCCAGAGUCCUGCAGCUGGGGAUGUGCUGUACGGCUCGGACUCUGAGGCCUCUCUCUACCUGACCAACCUGGUGGAAGGAACGUACCUGUUCCAGCUGAAGGUGACUGACGCCCAGGGCCGCUCCAGUUCCGCUACAGCCACCGUGGAGGUCCGACCAGAACCUGGCGGCGGUGAGCAGGUGGAGCUGGAGAUGCUGGUGUCGGUAUCGCAGGUCAGCGUGGCUCAGAAGGACACGGUGGUCCGACAGCUCGCCGCCCUGAUCCACGUCCUGGACAGCGACAUCCAGGUCCGAGCACUGCAGGGACACUCCCACCUCAGCACGGUCUUGAGGUUUUCUGUUCGGGGCCCCUCGGGGCCCCUCUCUGGCUCCAAGUUGGUGAGCCUUCUGAGGAACCAGCUGCUCAGAGAGAAGAGCGACUACCUGUUGUUCAGAGCCCUGAGAGUCGACACCGUCUUGUGUUUGCUCCGCUGUUCGGGGCGUGGCCAGUGUGAUCCAAUCACCAAGCAAUGUGCUUGCGACCCCUUCUGGACCGAGAACCUGAUUCGUCGUUACCUUGGUGAUGGAGAGAGCAACUGUGAGUGGAGAGUCCUGUACGUCAUCCUGACCAGCUUCGUGCUCGUGGUCUUCAUCCUGUCGGUCAGCUGGACCUUCAUCUGCUGCUGCAAGAGAAGGCGACAGACCAAAGUGCGAAAGAAAACGAAGUACACCAUCCUGGACAACAUGGACGAGCAGGAGAGGGUGGAGCUCAGACCAAAAUUCAGUAUCAAACACCGCAGCACAGAGCACAACUCCAGUCUCAUGAUGUCGGAGUCGGAGCUGGACAGCGACCAGGACACCAUCUUCAGCCGGGACCGGCCAGUCCGCAGCAGGAACCGGAUCAGCGCCCAUGCCGCCCGCAAUGGAAACGCCUUUGGAUGA